Molecule: messenger RNA, 4381 nt
Organism: Cyprinodon tularosa
Lineage: Eukaryota; Metazoa; Chordata; Actinopteri; Cyprinodontiformes; Cyprinodontidae
Gene: gnptab
Product: N-acetylglucosamine-1-phosphate transferase subunits alpha and beta
Exons: 21
Coding region: 137-3868 (1243 amino acids)
Biological process (GO): N-glycan processing to lysosome; carbohydrate phosphorylation
Cellular component (GO): Golgi apparatus
Molecular function (GO): UDP-N-acetylglucosamine-lysosomal-enzyme N-acetylglucosaminephosphotransferase activity; calcium ion binding
Source: RefSeq, a predicted model, not a curated record
CCGAGGAAGAGCCACAGGCUCCGGUUGUCAUGUGCAGUCCGUCUGGCGGUCAGCUGACGCUUCCUUCUCGCCUGUGAUGUUUACUUUCUUUUGUGUAGCGCUUUAAACAGCGGUUGUUUCGACUUUUUCUGAAUGAAUGCAGCGCUAUGCUCGACCCAGGAGAGCCAUGGUCCUCGUGAACUCGGUGCUGAAGCUGCUGCAGAGGCAGACCUACACCUGUCUGUCCCACCGAUACGGUCUCUACCUUUGCUUCGGGGGUCUGGUACUCAUGAUCGUUUCCGCCUUUCAGUUUGGAGAGGUGGUGGUGGAGUGGAGCCGGGACCAGUAUCAUGUGCUUUUUGACUCCUAUAGAGACAAUGUGGGGGGGAAAUCCUUCCAGAGCAGGCUCUGUCUGCCGAUGCCUAUUGACGUUGUGUACACAUGGGUGAACGGCACAGAUGUGGCUUUGCUGAAGGAACUGAAGGCGGUCAAAGAGCAGCUGGAGGAGGAACAAAAAGCUCUGAGGGAACAUUUGGGGAAAAACACAACUGACACCACAGAAGUGCCAAAAGACAGCGAUAGGCCUGAAUGUUUGCUCUCCCAUUGCAUCGUAGCGCCCAUGCUGGCGCUGGAUCCCGCUCUGCCGGCCAACCUCACUGUCAGAGAGCUGCCCGAGGUCUCAGCCUCGCUCUCCGCUGCCAAAGAGCUGCUGAUCGUGAGCAAACCUUUCCACCAGCCUGUCAGCGUCUCCAUUGUCGUCUUUCAUUCGCAGGCUGAAGCGGAUAAGGCCUUUGCAGAUCUCUCGAGGGAAACCCAUCCAUUUUCUGUGUCCAGAUGCUAUCUGACGACAGAUAAAGAGGCUCCAGGUUUAAUCCACAUGCAGGCUCUGGCCUACCUGAGCGGCUUCCCGUCAUCCAUCAAAGAUACGGAGCAGAUGAGAGUGAAACUGCCUUCAGCCAUAACCAGCAAGAUCAAACAGUUUGAGCUGUAUUCAGAGGCCAGCAUAGCUCUGCUUCACCUGAAAACCCAGCAGGACUUCGCUGAUCUGAGCCAGCAGGCUAAAAAGAACCUGACCCUGGAUGGGAAGGAGCUGAGCAUAAGCCCCGCCUACUUGUUCUAUGAUCUCACCGCCAUCUCGCAGUCUAAGCAGGACGAAGAUGUUUCGGCGAGCCGAUUCGAGGACAACGAGGAGCUCCGCUAUUCGCUGCGCUCUGUGGAGAAACACGCCCCCUGGGUGCGACACAUCUUCAUCGUUACUAACGGUCAGAUUCCUUCCUGGCUCAACAUGGAUAACCCCCGAGUGACGGUGGUGUCGCAUCAGGAUAUUUUCUUGAACCGCUCCCACCUUCCCACUUUCAGCUCUCCUGCCAUCGAAACGCACAUCCAUCGUAUCCCGGGACUCUCUCAGAAGUUCAUUUACCUCAACGAUGACGUGAUGUUUGGGAAAGACGUUUGGCCAGACGACUUCUACAGCCAUUCCAAAGGGCAGAAGGUGUAUCUGACCUGGCCAGUUCCUAACUGUGCCGAAGGCUGCCCAGGAUCCUGGAUCAAAGAUGGAUACUGUGACAAGGCCUGUAACAACUCUGCCUGUGACUGGGACGGAGGAGACUGCCUCGGCACAGCAGGAAACAACCGCUUCCCUGCAGGCGUGGGAGGGGUGGGCCCCGGAGGAGCCGGUGGAGCCGUGUGGCAGAUAGGGGGCGGGCUUGGAGGAAUUGGGGGGACGUCGUAUUGCAAUCAGGGCUGCGCCAACUCAUGGCUAGCGGACAAAUUCUGCGAUCAGGCCUGCAACGUGAUCUCCUGCGGCUUUGACGUGGGAGACUGUGGCCAAGAGCACUUCGGCGAGCUUCACCAUGUGACCCUGCUCAGAAACCAGAGCCUCUACACCCUGCCUGUCGGCGAGACCAGGCCCUAUUUCAGCUUCCACAAACUGGCCCGCAGAAUCUCCGAGGCCCACGUCAGGGACAACCCCGUGGUCCUACACACGUCUGUCGCCAACAAGUGGAAAACCAUUCACCUGCUGCUCUAUCCUGGCCACAACGCUACCCAGGUCCAGUACAACAUCACCUUCCAGAGGGAGGACGACACUCAGUUCACAAUGUGCUUCAACGUCACUGUCGAUACGCGUGAGCUUCCUCAGACUAAUGCUUCCAGGGCUGGGAGCAAAGACACAGGAGAGGAGGCCAAAGUCACCCCGACGCCAGAGCCAGUAUUCCCUUUCUCAGAUAUUCCUGAAGAAAAACGAGGGCCUAAGAUCCAGAAGAACCAGCCUGCUGUCUCCGAGGAUCUCAUCCAGGUUCCUUUAGUUAAUGUAUCAGCCUUACCAGCUGUUGUGCGAAAGGAGCUGGAAAGAUUGAAAGAAAAACUACUGAUCGGUGACAUCACAGUGAAGGGUUACAAUCUCACCAAGGCUGAACUUCUAAAACCGUAUCGUACUCAGACUGAGAAGCCUCGGGACAUCAGGGAUCUGCCACAAGUCCAGAUGAGGCCUUAUAAAGACCUGGAGGGUAACGGAGGACAAAAUGAGAUGCAGGAAAAUCAAAACUCUCAUCCGAAAAAGGGAAAGGAGUCUGUGGAAAAUAAAGCUCCUCCGUCUGUCAUCCCGCUCCGCAUUGAUGAUAAAAUAAAAAGCCUUCUAAGUCCUGAACGUCAUCCUCUGAACCCUGUCAUCGAACGGCCCAGAACAUCCAAACUUCGCAGCAACGACUCCCAGAAAAAGAGCGAGGAGGUUCCAGCCGAGCUGCCUCCAGCCGUAGGGAGGAAGCUCCAGCACUUCACCUCCUCAGACCGAGGCUUUCUGCCGUGGGAGAGAAGGAAGUAUUUCCAGGCUUUGAUUGAGGAGGAGGAGCGUCUGCAGAGAGAGCUGUCCUACAGGACCGACGGUGCAGCAACGGGGCGAAAGCUGCAGGACACCUUCGCCGACUCGUUGCGAUACGUCAACAAGCUGCUUAACGGCCAGUUCGGCUUCACGUCGCGCAAAGUCCCCGCCCACAUGCCGCACAUGAUCGACCGUCUGGUCAUGCAGGAGCUUCACGACACAUUUCCGGAAGAGUUUGACAAAACCUCAGGCCACCGCGUUCGACACUCCGAGGACAUGCAGUUCGCCUUCUCCUACUUUUACUUCCUGAUGAGCGCGCAGCAGCAGCUCAACGUCUCAGAAGUGUUCGAUGAGGUCGACACCGACCACUCGGGCAUCUUAUCAGACCGAGAGAUCCGAACUCUGGCCACUAGGAUCCACGAGCUUCCCCUCAACCUGCAGGACCUGACUGGUUUAGAGCAGAUGCUGAUAAACUGCUCUAAAACACUCCCGACUGAACUGACUCGUCUCCACCUGGUGAGCCCCACUCAGGAGACUUAUUUUGAUCGCUUCAUGCCUCCAGUCACCAAAAGCCUGGUUCUCCACUGCAAGCCAAUCACAGAGAAGAUCCAUAAAGCCUUCAAAGAUCAGAACAAAUACAAGUUUGAGAUCAUGGGAGAGGAGGAGAUUGCUUUCAAGAUGGUGCGGACCAACGUGUCCCACGUGGUCGGCCAGCUGGACGACAUCAGGAAGAAUCCCAGGAAGUUCAUCUGUCUGAACGAUAACAUUGAUCACAGCCACAAAGACGCUCCUACUGUGAAAGCCGUGCUGAGAGAUUUCUACGAGUCCAUGUUCCCACUGCCAUCCCAGUUUGAGCUUCCCAGAGAGUACCGCAACAGAUUCCUGCAUAUGGAGGAGCUCCAGGACUGGCGGGUGUACAGAGACAAGCUGAAGUUCUGGACCCACUGUGUCCUCGUGACUCUGGUCGUCUUCACCGUUAUGUCCUUCUUCGCUGAGCAGCUAAUCCAGCUGAAGCGAAAACUGUUCCCCAGACGCAAAGUCAAUAAGGACAGCAACCCAGAGCGAGUAUAAAAGAGGAAAAACUGUCUUUUCUGGAAGUCGUCCUUCAAUCCUUCUCUCUUCCUCCUCUGGAGAGGACAAGAAUGGACCCAGACAUGGACAUAAUCAGUCUGGACUGCACAGUUUAGACAUCUGGAGACUUGAAUGAUGGACGUGCAGAAAGUUACUACAGCCAGAAGAAAAUAAUCAAUUAAAGAAAAGUGCUGGAAAUUGAAUUUUCCUUCACUAAGGGAUUAGAAGAGGAAAAACACUCCUGGCAUCACAUCGACCCUGAAGAAUGUACUGUUAGGUUGUGUUAUAAUAAGACACUCAGAGCGCAUCUGUAUUUUAUAACGGUACGAACUUCUUAAAUGUUUGUUGUAUUUUUUUUUUUUGUAAGUUAAUUAUAUUUUUGUGUUUAAAAAGAUGUCAGCUUUCCUGCCAGGAACGGGAAAGGAAAAUCUUACAUGUUGAAAGAAAGAACUGGUUUUACAGAGUUUAAGGAGAGAUGUUAAACGUUCCUUUUGUCGUCUUGAAAAAAAAAAA